This is a messenger RNA of Chara braunii, 1056 nucleotides long. The record is from the annotation of a GenBank genome assembly. Lineage: Eukaryota; Viridiplantae; Streptophyta; Charophyceae; Charales; Characeae.
AAGAAAUCCACUUUGUGCUGGGCAAAGUGGCACUUGCUCAGCUUGGCAUAAAAGCCAUGUCUGCGCAAGCGGUCAAGGACGUCACGGAGGUGUCUGAGGUGCUCCUCAAGGGUACGACUGUAGACCAGGAUAUUGUCGACGUAGACGAGAACGUACUGCUCCAGGAUGUCCCUGAAGAUGUCGUUCAUCGCCCUUUGGAAGGUAGCGGCGACGCGGAUCUGAUGGUAACCGCUACGAAGAUCAAUCUUCGUAAAGAAGGGGUUGCCUGCGAGGCGGUCGAACAGCUCAUCGGAACGAGGCAUGGGGUAGUUGUUCUUAACCGUGUGGCGGUUGAGAUCACGGUAGUCGAUGCAGAGACGAAGKGUUCCAUCCGCUUUGCGAGCAAAGAGGACGGGUGCACCCCACGGGGAGUUGCUGGGUUUAAUGAAACCCAGUCUCAUGAGCUCCUCAAGCAGACGCUUGAGUUCGGUGGCCUCGGGGAUCGAGAGUCUGUAGGGUGCCUGGUGGUGAACACAGUAAUCAGGCACAAGCUGGAUCGAGUGUCGACAUCGCGCAUCGGUGGGAUGCCGUUGUACGAGAAUGACGAUGGAAAAACGCCGUGGUACUCUCGAAUGAGGUCACGGACUGCGGGCUCCAGGUCAGCCAUAUAUCGUGCGAGUUCCUCAACGUCAGCAUCAGCGCUCGACGGCGGGGUGGACUCGACGGACGGCGGAGGGAUGGAAGUAGAGAUGGGAGCCAUGGCGAUGGAAGGAGGAUUUGGCUCCAGAGGGAUGAGCUCGGCGUCGGGACAGGGUAGAUCAUAGUGUAAGAGAUCCGUCACAUUCACCAGAAAGAAGGUGACGUCAUCCUGUCGGAUGAAGUAGGCAAACUCUGGAGGCGCAGAAGGCUCUGGGGGAGGAGGAUCGGGGCAUGAUGUCGCAGUGGUACCUAUGAAAGGUACGCGAUACGUCUGUCCACACUUCGUUUUGAGAACGAGAGUGUUGGUCGCCCAAUCGGCCUCGGUGCUGGGGAACCGACGAGACCACGGAGUGCCAAGAAUGAAGUCGUACCCCGUCU